ACGCCGGAAGAGAAGGCAAUUCCUUUCCCAGCCAUCUUGUGGCGUCAACUAGCGAAGUGUUCGCACCAAGCCUCGUAGAAUCGGAGGAAAAUCCUGCUGAAGGGGCGUCAUCAUGCCCGGACAACUGCAAGAAGGUUUUGGCUGUGUUGUUACCAAUCGGUUCGACCAGCUAUUUGACGAUGAGGCCGAUCCUUUCGAACAAUUAAAGGAGGCAGAAAAGACUGCCGCCAAGACUGCUGCCUUGGCUGCAAAGCUACCCAAAAAAGAAUCUCAGAAGGACAGGAAGAUCCCUAUUCCUGAGAAGAAAGAAGAAACACCGGCACCCGUAGCUCUUAAAAAGGAUGGUGUGAGGAGAAUGGGCAGAAGGCCUGACCAGCAAGGCCCAACAGGGUCCCAGCAGCAGGGGGGUCAAGGGGAGGGACGUCCUCCCACAGAGAGGCGGACAGACCAGAGGAGGCCACCACGUGAACGCCGCUUUGACAAGCCUGGUGAUGAGAAGCCUGCUGAGGGAGGAGAGUUCUCUGUUGAAAAGUCUGCUGGUGACCGGCCGUUCAGAGGCCGUGGUGGCGGCGGCGGCAGAGGUGCCCCCCGCGGAGGACGUGGCAGGGGCAUUGGCAGAACCGAUGGCUUUGAUGCUCGUGGAAAACGUGAAUUCGAUAGACACAGCGGCAGUGACAGAUCCAGCAUGAAACCAGAGGAAAAACGUGGAGGUGGUGGAUCUCACAACUGGGGGACCGUCAAGGAUGAAAUGGGUGAGCUUGAUCAGUCCAACGUUACUGAAGAGGCCCCUGAGGGCGAGGAGCACCCCCCUGCUGACUCUGAGAACAAGGAAAACGAGGCCGGAGAGGUUAAAGAUGAAGCGGCCAAGGAGAUGACCCUGGAUGAGUGGAAGGCCGUGCAGGCUAAGGAGAAAGCCAAGGUGGAGUUCAACAUUCGCAAGGCCAACGAGGGAGCUGACAGCCAAUGGAAGAAAGGAUAUGUGCUGCACAAGUCUAAAACUGAAAACCCUGCCAUCAUUGAUACCGAAGUGGAAGUUGAAACAAAGACCGAUGAUGAACACCACGCUAGGAAGCCAGCCAAUGACAUCACAGCUCAGCUUGAGAUCAACUUUGGAGAUUUGGGCCGCCCAGGCCGCGGACGCGGAGGUGCCAGGGGGGGCAGGGGAGGACGUGGCGGUGGAGGUCGUGGUGGUGGCGGCGGUGGAGGUCGCGGUGAUGGCGGUGGAGAAGCUGGCGCAGGACCAGGACCAGGACCAGGAGCAGGACCUCCCACCACAAGGCCGCCACGCGGUGGUCGCACUGAGAAGCAAAGUGGAGUGUCUGUCCCAAACGUGGACGACCCUGAGGCCUUCCCGGCCCUUGCCUGAAUCCAGUCCCAGCGAGGCCACGCAGGGCCCCUCCUCUACGAGGCUUGCAUGCUUAAGGAUCCUUCAGCAGAUGAAAUGAUGGACUGUCAUCCAUGCCAUUCACCCCUGAGGACUGAAAUUUUACCUGUUUUAAAAAAAGGAAAAAAAUUAAGAAAAAAAAAAAGGAAAGGACUUCUUGCUACUCUGAAGCAAUUAUUGGUAGAGGUUUUGUAUUUUAGAAAACACGGUAGCAGGGAUGUUUUCAUACAGUAUUUUUUUCAGAGAUUAUGCAUUCUUCAUGGAUACCUUUUGUAUUGCUGCUUGAAAAUACGCAUUUCCAAACAGAUGUGAAGGGUGCAUCAGUAGGCCUGUGGUGUCCCAUGGUGGGUUGUCUUUUGUUAUUGUAAACAAUUGCCUCCAAUCAAGCAUCUUGGGAAUCAGACAAGGUCUUACAAUGCCGAUUACUUCUGAAAAGGUUACUGCCUUUAGUAAAUUGUCACCUGAAAACAGCAGAAUUUCAGUUCUGUUUGUUUUACUCAUCUAGGGGUCCAGCUGCUUAGACAUAGUAAUAUGGUCCCUUUGAGAUUCAUGGAUGAAUCUUUAUGGAAGAUUCAAGUGUAAAUGUUCAGAUGUAUGCUAAGUUCAUCCAUCUACGCCACUGGUGAUUAUGAAACAUAGAACGAGAUAAAUGUGAGAUUUGUCACUCAACAACCUGAUGACAUGAAUGUGACUUGGAAAACUUUUCAAUCUAGGAAAAAAAAAUACCGCAUUUGCUAUGUGUACUGUACACCACUUAAGUUCUUCAAACACCCAUCAAUUAGAGAAAUGUUUACAUAAUGCACUCCUGUUUACUGAAUCUGAUGUAAACUCACCUGAUAAGCCUGUUCAUGACACACAAAAAAAAAUCACCUGUACCAGUGAUCAUUCUUUCUUCCCCCUUUUGCUUUACCAACACUGCUGCGUAAUUGCUCUGAAAGAAAUACAGUUGUUCAGUGUGGAACAACGAAGUGCUUAUAAAAAUGUGUGAAUUCCAGCCCUGCUAUUAUAUAGACCUCUGUCCAUAAUUAAAAAGAUGGUCGAUUCA
Molecule: messenger RNA, 2429 nt
Organism: Clupea harengus (Atlantic herring)
Lineage: Eukaryota; Metazoa; Chordata; Actinopteri; Clupeiformes; Clupeidae
Gene: serbp1a
Product: SERPINE1 mRNA binding protein 1a
Cellular component (GO): cytoplasm; nucleus
Molecular function (GO): mRNA 3'-UTR binding
Source: RefSeq, a predicted model, not a curated record